Molecule: messenger RNA, 1271 nt
Organism: Arabidopsis lyrata subsp. lyrata
Lineage: Eukaryota; Viridiplantae; Streptophyta; Magnoliopsida; Brassicales; Brassicaceae
Exons: 4
Coding region: 399-881 (160 amino acids)
Source: RefSeq, a predicted model, not a curated record
AAUUUUCAAAAAUAUGUACAAUGAAUUUUCAUAUUACUGUGAAUCUAGUAAAGUGGAAUGGACGAAAAUCAAAACCAUAAACACAUAAACUUUUUGAAACGUAAACACAUAAAUUUAAUAUCUAUGAUUAUUUUCCAAUCAAACCAACUUAGAAGAAACUCAACUCUCCACUAAUUUUAAUUGAAGGAAAAAAAUUAAUAAAGAUAUGAAAAAUAAAACUUUGUAUAUCUCUCUCAUAAAGUUGACUGUUUAGACUUUUAGAGGUAAGGACAAUAUCUUCUUUGCUUACAUACCCCACUCUUGUUAUAAAAGACAGUAACCUUUCUUGAGAUCACUCUUUCUUAUUUUGUGUGUUAGUGCGUUGAGAGAGAGAUAGAAAGAAAGAGAAAGAAAUCGCCAUGGCUCAUGGGAGAUAUGAUAAUUACAAGAAGAAAAGUGGACAGAUUCCUAGGUUUGGAGAAUGGGAGGAAGCAAAUGAGAUGCCAAUAACACAAUACUUUGAGAAUCCAAGACAAGCUGGUCUGAUUCGUCACCAUUACACAACCACUUCUUCUGCUUCUUCCACUACCACUACUUCUUCAUCUUCUUCUUCUUCUGCAGAAGCCCUAAAGCUUGCUUCUCACCGUCCCCGUCCAAGACAGACGGCGGGGACGAAGGAAAAAAGAGGACCACAAAGGCGUGUGCGUGACGUCAGUGCACAGUCGGACAAGUAUUACAUUGACGUCAACGGUGUUAAGCAGUUCAAAAACGACGUUGCUCCGACUUCGAAGCCACCUAAGCCCGUUGAUGAAGAUCUCUACAAGAUUCCUCCUGAGUUUAUUCAUUCUUCAACAAGGAAGAGAAGGCCUAGCUUUUUAGCUUGUUUGGUUCCAUGCGCAUGAAUUGAAAAGGAAGAAUGAAGAGAAGAAGAAGAAUAAAAAAUAGGAUUACGAAUGAAUAAUGUAAUUUUUUUUUUGUUUUUUGUUUUUUGGUUUUCCUUUCUAAUUUCAUUUAAUAUACAUAUAUAAUAUAUACGUGGUUUGGCAGAAAAAGAGAGCAUACGAAUGGUUUAGAGUAAAAGGAGUAACAAAGUAAUAUCGUAGUAAACUAGAGUAAUCCUUUUGUCUUGUUACAUAUCUACUUUAUAAGAUUUUAUCUCGUUUUUGUCACGUACGUUCUCAACAUUUUUUUUUGUGUGUGUUUUGUAAGAGAGUUUUAAAGAAGACUACAUCUUUAUUUGCAUGAUCACAGAUUUAGUAAAAGAAAACUCUUAAAAAGACUAUUUAUCCCAA